UUUUCAUUCUGAUUGGAAAUAGUAUAACAGCAGCCGUUGGUUGGUUUUGUGAAAGGUAAAGGAUAAAAAUGCAAACAAAGGAUGAAGAAAUGAGGAAGUGAUAAAAAAUAAAUAAAUGAAAUUUCUACUAAUUGGUGUUAAAUAUCAUUGUUGUAAAAAGAGGAAAAAUACAGUUGUAAACAUAUUCAAAAUUUUAUCGAAAAAAAUCGAACAAUUGUACAGUGAAUCAAUAUUGUGUAAGAGUUACUUGUAAAACUUGAAUUGCUGGUGAUUCCAUAGAACAAAUUGUGGAUCGCGUGAUCUACAUAUAUUUCGCUGCUAGAGUUAUUACACAUGGUAGUGCGACGUCUAUAUUUAACUUCUCUACACGAGAAAAAAAGUAAAAUUAACAAAAUUGUUUUUAGUUCAGGGCUGUGUGUAAAAACAUUAAAACGUGCGUAGCACACACCCACUUAUUUGCCGGCCGACUAAUACUAUAUAGCAUUGCACUUUUACUUUUAAUUUGAAAAUAGCAAUUUUGUUUUGUUGGUCGAAGAGGCAGCUGCUGAAACAUUGCAUUUGAGAAUAUACACCAAGUGUGACGACACCCAAGAAAUUAGUAAAGAAAAAAUCAACGCGUAGUAGUAACAAUUAAAAAGAAUAAGUGUCCACUAAGGCCUACUGAUAAGCAAUUAUUAUAAUAAAAUUUAUUCGUUGAUGUAAAUUAAUCUGAUAGCCGGAGUAAACAUUUUAUAGCUGCCAUUUACAAAAGUGAAAUAAAUUUUAUCUGUCGGGUUUGAUUGCAAAUGUUGAAUCAUGGUUACUGCGUCGCAAUGUACAACUGAGACAGUAUUUGAUUACAGUUGGAAGCAGGUCGUACAAGCUUACUGGAAUCGCUAUCCCAAUCCCUCAAGUACACAUGUUCUUACGGAAGACACAAUAGAGCGUGAGGUACGUGAUGGUAAAUUAUAUUCUCGCCGUUUACUAUCCAAAACAAAUCCAGUGCCAAAAUGGGGUAAACGUUUUUAUAAUAAUGCACCAGUGAGAAUUGUUGAGGAUUCGAUUUUAGAUCCGAAAAAUAAAACCCUAGUCACCUUCACGCGAAAUAUUGGAUUCAAAAAGAUAAUGAAAGUCGAUGAAAUAGUCGAAUAUAGCGAGCAGAAAGAUGGGCGAACUUUGGCUGUAAGGCGUGCCUCCGUUACUUCACAAGUAUUUGGGUUUUCACGUGCUAUACGCGCAUUUGGUAUUGAACGUUUCAAGUCUAAUUGCAAUAAAGCCGCGAUCGGGUUCAAUUAUGUACUGCGAAAUAUGUUUCCUAAUAAUGCUGCUUCAGCGAGUGCUACUAAUGGUGCAACGAAUGGCAAUGCCAGCGAAUCAGUGUCUACCGCUGGAACGAGCCAUAUACAGCAAACAACUUUGAAUAAAACUGAAACCGUUAAAAUGGCGGGCAAAGCCGGCUAUGCGUAUUUGAAAAACCAGGCCAUUAAAUUGGCGCAAAUAUUUUCCAUUAAAAAUUGAUAAAUAUUAUAAUGAGAAAUAGAGAACAAUUGUGGUAAUGAUCAAUUAA
This is a messenger RNA of Bactrocera neohumeralis, 1546 nucleotides long. RefSeq names its product protein preli-like (gene prel). The transcript has 4 exons. Gene Ontology annotation, biological process: phospholipid transport. Gene Ontology annotation, cellular component: mitochondrial intermembrane space. Gene Ontology annotation, molecular function: phosphatidic acid transfer activity. NCBI's taxonomy places the organism in Eukaryota, Metazoa, Arthropoda, Insecta, Diptera, Tephritidae. The coding region runs from base 796 to 1497 and encodes 233 amino acids. The record is from RefSeq and is a predicted model, not a curated record.